Molecule: messenger RNA, 699 nt
Organism: Seminavis robusta
Lineage: Eukaryota; Bacillariophyta; Bacillariophyceae; Naviculales; Naviculaceae
Source: the annotation of a GenBank genome assembly
AUGACGACAUUGUGCAACACGUUGGAUCUUUCGUGGCUGAAUGAGUCCAUUGUCGAAGCUGCCCUGGACAACCAGCGUUUGAGUUUGAGUGAUGCAGGCCAUUUGGAUGAUUCUUUGCGUGCCGCAAAAGAGUAUGGUUCGAUGGAUGCAGAUGUGUCUGAACGUUUGCAUCAUAGGAUUGAAGAGCGUAAGGAAUGCCUUCUAGAAAAAAUGGUCGUUCAUGAGACUCGUCGAGUGACAAAACAACUUGGUUUGUAUGGACUUCUCAAGUCCCACCAAAAGUGGGGUCAAGUCCUUUGUAUGGCAGAUAUGCAAGGACAAGGAUCUUGCUUCACCAUGGUCGACUUUAAGGGACUUGCAACUGACCAAGUAGCACAAGCAAUGAGUGUCUUUCAUACCUAUCUACAAGAAAAUCCAGGCAAGCUGCCCUACACUCCACCCGGUGACGCCAAGAGCGUACAUGUACCAGUAGAAGAGGGUGCCAGGCCUCUGGUGGAGACCAAAGUUGCCGAGAAGGUAUGUCGAGCAUACACAAGGCUUUACAAGAGUCUUGUGGACCCAGACUUGGGAGGAUACAAGAAGGACUUUCUAGACCAAACUGUCCUGUACAACCCAGACCAACUCUUUGCCAUGCUGGGUGUCAGUCGCAGAAGUUCUGCAGAUUCCCACGAAGGGAUUGGCUACGACUGUACUAGCUAG